Sorex fumeus (smoky shrew) is the source of this 1856-nucleotide messenger RNA. It is a transcript of the gene RPUSD2, whose product is annotated as RNA pseudouridine synthase domain containing 2. The transcript is spliced from 3 exons. The record is from RefSeq and is a predicted model, not a curated record. Bases 12 to 1649 code for a protein of 545 amino acids. Gene Ontology annotation, molecular function: pseudouridine synthase activity; RNA binding. Gene Ontology annotation, biological process: pseudouridine synthesis. NCBI's taxonomy places the organism in Eukaryota, Metazoa, Chordata, Mammalia, Eulipotyphla, Soricidae.
GUCGCGUGGGUAUGUGGCUGGGUGGCCGCUGCUGCUUCCUGCUGGUUGCGCCCGGGCUCUUCAACGUCCGGCGCUUCGCGGGUCCUAGGACUCGGGGUAGCCUCAAGGGCCUGAUGGCAGAAACAGUUCUGACCGCGACCCAGGCUGCGAGCGGGCCGAAGGCUCCGGCUGAGCAGAACGGAAACGUGGGCGGCGACUUGAAGUGCGAGCAGAGUCCAGAGCAGCCGGAGCCGGCGGUGUCCGGAGCCGGGUCGGAGUCGGCUUCGGGGGAAGGGCAGCCGGCCCCGGCUGUGUCUCCCGGUCCCGCCAAGCCGAAGAAGCGGCGGGGCGGGGAGCGGGUCGUGCCGCCGCCAAAGAAGCGGCGGGCUGGGGUGAGCUUCAGCGACGAGCACUUCGCGGAGACCAGCUACUACUUCGAGGGCGGCCUGCGCAAAGUGCGGCCCUAUUAUUUUGACUUCCGGACCUACUGCAAAGGGCGUUGGGUGGGCCACAGCCUAAUGCACGUCUUCAGCACGGAAUUCCGUGCCCAGCCCCUGGCCUACUAUGAGGCCGCGGUUCGGGCCGGCCGCCUACACCUCAACGAGGAGCCGGUCCAGGACCUCAGCAUCGUGCUCAAGGACAAUGACUUCUUGCGGAACAGAGUGCACAGACAUGAGCCUCCUGUCACAGCAGAGCCUAUCCGCCUGCUAGCUGAGAAUGAAGACGUGGUGGUUGUAGAUAAGCCUUCCUCCAUUCCCGUCCACCCCUGUGGCCGCUUCAGACACAACACAGUCAUCUUCAUCCUGGGCAAGGAGCACCAACUUAAGGAGCUACACACCUUGCAUCGACUUGACCGCCUUACCUCAGGGGUCCUCAUGUUUGCCAAGACAGCUGCUGUCUCAGAGAGAAUUCAUGAGCAGGUUCGGGACCGGCAGCUAGAGAAGGAGUAUGUGUGCCGCGUGGAGGGAGAGUUCCCCUCUGACGAAGUGAUCUGCAAGGAGCCCAUUUUGGUGGUGUCUUACAAGGUAGGCGUGUGCCGUGUGGAUGCUCGGGGCAAGCCCUGCGAGACGGUGUUCCAGAGACUGAGCUACAACGGCCACUCCAGCGUGGUGCGGUGCCGGCCACUCACAGGACGCACCCACCAGAUCCGAGUCCACCUCCAGUUCCUGGGCCACCCCAUCCUCAAUGACCCCAUCUACAACUCAGCUGCGUGGGGCCCUUCCCGAGGCCGGGGUGGCCACAUUCCCAAGACAGAUGAGGAGCUGCUGCAGGCCCUGAUGGCAGAACACCAGGCGAAACAGAGCCUGGAUGUGCUAGACCUCUGUGAGGGCGACCUGCCCCCAGGACUCGCAGACUCUGCAGCUGCUUCUUCAGAGCUGGGCAAGGACCACCUCAGUGAGUUGACCCUUCCUGCUGAAAAAGUGGAGGGAACAGUGGAAACAGCCCCCCAGGAUCUGGACGCCGAGGCUUCAGCACCAGGGAAGGCAGCUGAAACGAGUGUUGGGAAUCAGGAGACAGACCCGCUCUGUGCAGAGUGCCGGCUGGUGCGACAGGACCCUUUGCCACAGGACCUUGUGAUGUUCCUGCAUGCCCUGUGCUAUAAGGGGCCAGACUUUGAGUACUUCUCUCCCAUGCCUGCCUGGGCACAGGAAGACUGGCGAGAGAGCUGAGGGCUUGAUCAAUGGAGACAUUGCUUUUGGGAGGGGAUGACGAUGGUUCAUGGGGUAGUUGCCGACCACAUGGUGGAUACUCAGUGUUUACAAGAAUGAAUGAGGUUGGCUCCAAGCAGACCUGCUCAUAUUUGAUAACUUUUCUUUCUCUCACUACAGCUAAAGUUUAGGGACUCUGGCUUUUAAAUAUAUCCUUUUGUUCUAUCA